Xylaria bambusicola is the source of this 1764-nucleotide messenger RNA. RefSeq names its product succinyl-CoA:3-ketoacid-coenzyme A transferase. Lineage: Eukaryota; Fungi; Ascomycota; Sordariomycetes; Xylariales; Xylariaceae. The transcript is spliced from 4 exons. The record is from RefSeq and is a predicted model, not a curated record. Bases 22 to 1614 code for a protein of 530 amino acids. Gene Ontology annotation, biological process: ketone body catabolic process. Gene Ontology annotation, molecular function: succinyl-CoA:3-oxo-acid CoA-transferase activity.
GCGAUUUGCGACAUCGGCAUCAUGGCGCAAUGGCACGAUGUAUUCCUGCGUGCUGCUCCUGUUCGCAUCUCCUACCGCUGGGUGGCACCUACAACGCGACGACGGCAUGCUAAGCCCAUACCAUCGCCGUUAUUAUCUCAGCGCCUCUACUACUCAAUUGACAAGCGCCCGGCGACAAAGCGAGCCUCGAAAGUCUUUAAUUCGGCUGAUGAGGCCAUCGCCGACGUCCAAGAUGGUCAGGUCAUUCUCAGUGCUGGCUUUGGCUUAUGCGGGGUAGCUGAAACUCUCAUUCAAGCUAUUCACAAAAAGGGCCUCAAGAAGUUGACGGCCGUGUCCAAUAAUGCCGGAGCUGGCUCCAAGGGCCUCGCGCUACUGACGGAGAACGGGCAGCUCGACCGCAUCGUUCUCUCGUAUCUGGGAUCUAACAAGUCGCUGGAGAAGCAGUAUCUGACGGGCAAGAUCGCCGUCGAGUUAUGUCCGCAGGGCACACUCGCCGAGCGCUUACGUGCUGCUGGUGCUGGAAUUCCUGCGUUUUAUACUGCUACCGGUGGAAAAACAUUCAUAGAAACGGGUGAGAUACCCAUGCGGUUCACGCCCGAGGCCGUGUUAGAAAAGGGGCGACCGCGUGAGACGAGGAUAUUCAACGGCAAGUCGUAUGUAAUGGAGACGGCCCUACCGGGCGAUGUGGCGAUACUGCGGGCGUGGAAGGUCGACGAAGCGGGCAAUUGCGUUUUCAAAUACACAACCAAGACUUACGCGCCCCUCAUGGCCAAGGCGGCACGUCUGGCCAUUGUCGAAGCCGAGAACAUCGUCCCAGUAGGCUCAAUCGACCCGGACAUCGUGGAUCUACCAGGUAUCUUCAUUGACCGGAUCGUCCCGGCCACAGCGCCCAAGACAGCCGAAGUGGUCAAACUAGCGCCAAAAUCGGACAGCAGCUCCAAGAAACAGACGGAAGACUCUAGAUCACGCAUCGCCAAGAGAGCUGCAAAGGAACUCAAGGACGGGUAUUACGUCAACCUGGGCGUGGGCAUCCCGACGCUCGCGGCGUCAUAUCUGCCAGAGAACGCAAACGUAUGGCUGCAGUCGGAGAACGGCCUCCUGGGCAUGGGACCGUACCCAUCCUCGGAAGAGGAGGCGGAUCCCGAUCUUGUCAACGCAGGCAAGGAGACAGUGACGCUCAUACCCGGCGCAUCAACAUUCGACUCGGCGGAAUCGUUCGCCAUGAUCCGCGGCGGCCACGUCGACGUGUCGAUCCUGGGCGCCUUCCAGGUAUCUGCCUCGGGCGAUCUCGCCAACUACAUGAUUCCGGGCAAGGUGUUCAAGGGCAUGGGAGGCGCCAUGGACCUCGUGUCGAACCCGGACCAGACCAAGGUCGUCGUGGCCACGGAGCACGUCGACAAGAACGGCCGCAGCAAGAUCGUGCAGGACUGCAAGUUGCCUUUGACGGGCAAGGGCGUCGUCAGCACGAUCAUUACCGAUCUCGCUGUGUUCCAGGUCGAUCGGAGCAAGGGCGGGCUCACGCUGACGGAGGUCGCUGAAGGUGUGGAUGUAGAGACUGUGAGGGCGAAGACGGAUGCUGAGUUUUCUGUUGCGGAGGAUUUGGGCACUUUCUAAUAUUUAGAGUGGUGUGUUUUGUUUCGCUCGUCUUUUCGCUUACUUGGGGCGUUAUAUUGUAAUAUGAAGAUCUUUAUGUUGUAUAUAUACCAUAUUACUACAUCUUGGAAUUAGAUAUCAUACAUCAUAUCAUCACCACAGGCUCAACCA